This is a messenger RNA of Schistosoma curassoni, 1557 nucleotides long. The record is from the annotation of a GenBank genome assembly. Lineage: Eukaryota; Metazoa; Platyhelminthes; Trematoda; Strigeidida; Schistosomatidae.
AUGAAUUAUGACUAUCUCAACUCACCACAAAAGAAAGGAAGAUUCAACAUCGCCAUGGUAUCAGAUUUUUGUUACCCGAAUGUUGGCGGUGUAGAAAGUCAUAUUUUUGCUUUAUCUCAAUGCCUUAUUCGACGUGGUCAUAGAGUUAUUAUAAUCACUCACUCUUAUGGUUCUGAAGGUGGUCAACGUCAAGGUGUAAGAUAUUUGCCACGUGGACUUAAAGUUUAUUAUAUUCCAAUUCAACCGUUUUAUAAACAGUCAAUUUUCAUCACAGUUCUGGGCACAUUACCAAUAAUUCGUGAAAUAGUAAUACGUGAACAGAUUGAUAUUGUACAUGGACAUUCAAUAUUUUCUCCUUUAGCCUGUGAAGCUGCAAUUCACGCACAGAGCCUUGGCUGUCGAACUGUUCAUACAGAGCACUCACUUUUCGGUUUUUCAGAUUUGUCAGCAAUAAUUAUGAAUAAAGUAAUGGAAGGUGUAUUUACAGCUGUAGACCAAGUUAUCUGUGUUUCACAUACUACCAAAGAAAAUGUAGUUCUUCGAGCUAAAUAUGAUGCUGAUCGAGUUUUUGUAAUUCCUAAUGCAGUGGAUGCCUCUGCGUUUAUUCCUGACCCGUCUUGUCGUGAUCCUAAUUACAUUACUAUUGUUGUGGUUUCUCGCUUAGUUUACCGAAAAGGUCUUGAUUUAUUGGUUGCCAUCAUCCCGUCAUUAUGUUCUCUGUUUCCGGAAUUAAGAUUUCUUAUAGGUGGUGAUGGACCUAAAAGACUUGAACUAGAAGAGAUACGCGAACAGUAUCAAUUACAUUCACGUGUAAAAUUGUUAGGAGGUUUACAACCUCAUGAAGUUCGGCCUCUUUUAAUACAAGGUGAUAUCUUUCUAAAUACUUCUCUUACUGAAGCAUUUUGUAUAGCAAUUCUUGAAGCAGUUUCAUGUGGCUUAAUGGUUAUCAGUACAGCUGUUGGGGGACUUCCCGAAGUUUUACCCGAGCAUUUUAUUAGACUUGCACCAGCAAACGCUUCAGAAUUAGCAACUAUUGUUGCAGAUUCUAUUAUUCAAGUUCGGCGGCAACGCGAGGAUUCGAAACUUACAACUCAUGAACAAGAAGCUAUGGAUAAUUUAACCUCAGACAAGGUGAACAUAUGUACAUCACCUCCGAAUCCUCUUUGUCGAUUUUCAUUGGUCGCCGAUCCAUCUACACACUUUGAUGGUACGGAAUGUAAUUGUAAUUCACUUAAUGAUCAUUGUUGGCAUAUGCAUAAAUGGAUUCGUAGUAUGUAUUGUUGGCCUCUAGUUGCUAAACGUACGGAAAAAGUCUAUUCUGCUGCUAUGUCUAAACCACCUGUUUCACUACACGACAGAAUCUCAAGAUUGUACCAACUUGGUCCACUUACUGGGAAAAUAACAUGUUUUUCCGCUAUUUUACACUGGCUUCUUCUUCAAUUUAUAUCAUGGCUUAGACCUGAACAGAUAAUCGAUAUAAUGCCAUCACUUGAAACACCUAUAGAAGAUUUCAGUGAUAGUGAAUGUGAGGAUUUUUCUGUUGAUUCACACAAAUAA